AAGGUUGGGAAUCCUAAAUUGAGGAGUUCUUCUGAUCCCCAAAUAGGGCUGUGGAAAUGCACUUUACAUGGAAAGCUAUAGCCUCUUCCAUCUUUCCCUCUGUGGUCUGACCUUGGCCCUGGGUUGUAGCUGCUGCCUUUGAGGAUUAGGAAUCCCAGUUCUCUGAAGAGAAUAAGACAGGGUGCUGCCCUUGGAGCGGUUGGAAGUCAGCUGGGGAGGCCAGGAGACAGCACCCGAAGUGGGAGGGGAAUCAUUUGAGAGUCUGCAGCCCAGGGCUCAUCCUGUCCUCCAGACAGCAGCCCCCUCUGCUCGGCCCGGGCGUGCACCAGAUAACCACCCCCUCCAGAGAAGUCUGAGGGUGGAAGGGGGCUAUGUAAGGAAAACCUCCAGUGGGACAUUGGGGUCACACAGCACUCCACCAUGCGGGAUUAGACCAAAGCAUUCCUGCUCCAUUGGGGUUUAUCUUUUGAUUAAACUGGAAAAAGAAGGAGGUGGAGUGGUAGGUCCCCAAGAUACCUCCUGGAGGUCACAUCCUGGGGUCCUAAAAGCUGAAGGUGGUUUGCUAUAGUCAGGGAAGGUCUCUGGGAAAGAGUGAGGCAUGGUUUAGGCUUGAAGCAUAGAGAGAUUUUGAAUAUUAGAGAAGAAAAGAACAUCUAAGGCAAAGGAGACUACAUACGAUCUGAACAGCAAUAAUAGUGAGAAAUGAUGUGGCUGGUGGACAAAGUUCUCCCCCGUAUUUUCUCAGCGCUCCCAACUUUCUUCCUGUUCUAACUUUAUGAUUUUGGGCACUGUGCCAAUGCAGAACAGAGCCUGUCGGGGGUGCGGCUAGGGGGGACCUGCUCCAAGUUACAGAGUUCCUCGCUGGCUAAGCUACGACAGGAACCAGGGUUUCAGGCUUGCAGACUCUGAGACAGCGCUCUUUCUACCAGUGUGUUCUGUCUCCUCCGAAUACCAGCUUGGCCGCUACCACACGAAGGACCUCUUGUGGGAAGCUGCAGUGUCUGGCUUUGUGGCGUGCGGCUCAGGGAUAGGGGCCUCUCGGGAUGGCCAGAGCAGGCAGGGCUGUGACCCUCUGCACCUCGUCCCCUUUUCACCCAGGCCUUCCCCGUCACAGCCAUCUGGAGUGUCAUGCGGCUGGCGGUGUUCUUUGUGCCCUUCUCAGUCAAAGGCCUCACGAAUUCCAAGUCUGCGGCAGAGAGGUUCAAGAAAUUUUUCCUCCAGGAGAGCCCUGUUUUAUAUGUCAAGGCAUUGAAAGACCCCAGCAAAGCACUGGUUUUGGAGGAGGCCACCUUGUCCUGGCGAAAGACGUGCCCCGGGAUGAUCAACGGAGCCUUCGAGCUGGAGAGGAACGGACACACUCCCGAGGGGACUGCCAGGGCUCAGCCAUCUCCAUGUGCCCUUGGGCUGGAGGACAAAGGGGACAGCCUGGCCCCAGAGUUGCACAAGAUGAACCUGGUGGUGUCAAAGGGGACCUUGUUAGGGGUCUGUGGCAACACGGGGAGCGGUAAGAGCAGCUUGCUGUCAGCCAUCCUGGGGGAGAUGUACUUGCUGGAGGGCUCGGUGGGGGUCCAUGGGAGCCUGGCCUACGUCCCCCAGCAGGCCUGGAUCUUCCCGGGAAGCGUCAGAGAGAACAUCCUCUUGGGAAGGCAGUACGACAAGGCCAGGUACCUCCAGGUUCUCCACUGCUGUUCCCUGAACCAGGACCUGGAAAUCCUGCCCUUUGGAGACAUGACGGAGAUCGGGGAGCGGGGCCUCAACCUCUCGGGCGGGCAGAAGCAGAGGAUCAGCCUGGCCCGCGCCGUCUACUCUGACCGUGAGGUCUACCUGCUGGACGACCCCCUGUCGGCCGUGGACGCCCACGUGGGGACGCACAUUUUCGAGGAGUGCAUUAAGAAGAUGCUCAGGGGGAAGACGGUCGUCUUGGUGACCCACCAGCUGCAGUAUUUACAGUUUUGUGACCAGAUCAUUUUUCUAGAAGAGGGGAAAAUCUGCGAAAGAGGACGUCACAGUGAGCUAGUGCAGAAAAAGGGGCAUUACGCCCAUCUCAUCCAGAAGAUGCGCAGGGAAGCCACGCAGGACAAGAUUCAGGACAUGGUACAGGCAGCAGAGGGGCCACAGGUAGAAGGUCAGGCCCAGGCCACCUGCCAGGAAGAGCCGCUCAAUGACAAUACUGAGCUGGAGAAUCAGCUGACACAGAAGGAGACCAUGGAGCAAGGGUCCCUGAGAUGGCGCGUCUACCACCACUACAUCCAGGAGGCCGGAGGUUACAUGGUCUUUUUCAUGGUUUUGCUUUUUAUGCUGGUGUUCGUCCUCCUCAUGGUCUUCAACUUCUGGUGGCUGAGCUAUUGGUUGGAGCAGGGCUCAGGGAACAGUAGCAGCUGGGAGAACAACAGAACCACUGCAGACCCAGGUAACGUCCUGGACAACCCUCAGCUGGUCUUCUACGAAGUGGUGUUUGGCCUCAGCGCCCUGCUCCUGGUCUUCACAGGGGUCUGCCACUCGGUGGUGUACACCAAGGUCACGCGGAAGGCAUCCACAGGUGUCCACAACAAGCUCUUCAGCAAGGUUUCCCGCUGCCCCAUGAGCUUCUUUGACACGAUCCCCACCGGCCGACUCCUGAACUGCUUCACGGGGGACUUGGAUAAGCUGGACCAGUUCUUGCCCAUUGUGAGCGAGGGGUUCAUGCUGCUCUUCAUGACGGCGGUCUCCCAGUUGCUCAUCGUCAGCGUGCUGUCUCUGUACAUCCUGCUCUUAGGAGCCGUGCUGGCCAUCGUGUGCCUCAUCUAUUAUGCGAAGUUUAAGAAGGCCAUUAAUGUGUUCAAGAGGCUGGAGAACUACAGCCGCUCGCCUUUGUUCUCCCAUAUCCUCACCUGUCUGCAUGGCCUGAGCUCCAUCCAUGUCUACGGAAAAGCUGAAGAUUUCAUCAACGAGUUUGAAAGACUGACUGAUGUGCAGAAUAACUACCAAUUGAUGUAUCUGUCUUCCACGCGAUGGGUGGCAUUGAGGCUGGAGCUCAUGAGCAACCUGGUGACCUUGGCCGUGGCCUUGUUUGUGGCUUUUGGCACUUCCUCGGUCGCCUAUUCCUAUAAAUCCAUGGCUCUCAGCCUCGUUCUGCAGCUGGCGAGUAUCUUCCAGGCUACGGCCCGCACAGGCUCGGAAACAGAGGCGUACUUCACCGCCUUGGAGAGGAUGCUGCAGUACAUAAAGAUGUGUGUCCCUGAGGCUCCUUUACACAUCGAAGGUGCGAACUGUCCCCCAGGGUGGCCACAGCACGGGGAAAUCACAUUCCAGGAUUAUCAGAUGAAAUACAGGGACAACACCCCCAUUGUCCUCAGUGACAUCAACCUGACGAUUCACAGCGAGGAAGUGGUGGGCAUCAUCGGAAGGACGGGCUCUGGGAAGUCCUCCUUGGGGGUGGCUCUCUUCCGCCUGGUGGAGCCCAGUGCAGGUCGGAUUCUCAUCGAUGGUGUGGACAUCUGCAGCAUUGGCCUGGAGGACCUGCGGUCCAAGUUCUCGGUUAUCCCUCAAGACCCUGUCCUGCUCUCAGGAACCAUCCGGUUCAACCUAGAUCCCUUUGACCACUGCACCGAUGAGCAGAUCUGGGGUGCCCUGGAGAAGACCUUCCUGAUCAAGACAAUCUCGAAACUCCCCCAGAGACUGCAAGCAGAAGUUGUGGAAAAUGGGGAGAACUUCUCCGUGGGGGAGAGGCAGCUGCUGUGCAUCGCUCGAGCCCUCCUUCGCAACUCCAAGAUCAUCAUCAUUGACGAAGCGACAGCCUCCAUCGACAUGGCGACCGACAUGCUGGUCCAGCACACGAUCCGCGAGGCCUUCCGGGGCUGCACAGUGCUGGUCAUCGCCCAUCGUAUCUCCACCGUCCUCAGCUGUGACCGCAUCCUGGUCAUGGGCAACGGGAAGAUUGUAGAGUUUGACAGGCCUGAGGUCCUGCAGAACAAGCCUGGGUCCGUGUUUGCGGCGCUGCUGGCGACAUCCAAGUCAUCAAGCUGAGGAACAUGGAGACUGCAUGGAGGCUGGUGGCUGAGCACACCCAGGUUCGCCAGGUGUACAGCUGUGAGGCCUGCCGCUUCUGGGCUUCUGGGGUAGAGACGGCUACUUCUCCUGAAAGCAGGGCUGAGAUGGGCCCAGGGGUGCUGGGGAUUGGGAUGGGAUAGGAGGCUAGGGAGCAAAACCUGGGAAAGGGCACCCUGGCUCCCCGAGCCUGAGAACCCCAGCAUCAUUUGAGACCUUGGGGUCAAAUGAUCAUGUGUCUCUUUUUCACUGAUAUGUUGCAUAAUUUCACAAUAAUGUAAAAGCUUAUUAUAGUUUUCUGA
Molecule: messenger RNA, 4328 nt
Organism: Hipposideros armiger (great roundleaf bat)
Lineage: Eukaryota; Metazoa; Chordata; Mammalia; Chiroptera; Hipposideridae
Product: ATP-binding cassette sub-family C member 11-like
Exons: 21
Coding region: 1129-4005 (958 amino acids)
Biological process (GO): transmembrane transport
Cellular component (GO): plasma membrane
Molecular function (GO): ATP binding; purine nucleotide transmembrane transporter activity; ABC-type transporter activity
Source: RefSeq, a predicted model, not a curated record